This is a messenger RNA of Camellia sinensis, 400 nucleotides long. NCBI's taxonomy places the organism in Eukaryota, Viridiplantae, Streptophyta, Magnoliopsida, Ericales, Theaceae. The record is from RefSeq and is a predicted model, not a curated record.
UAUUGAACUAACAAUAUGUCUGUUUUCCAAGAAUAUUUUAUUUUACUAUUGAGCUCUUGUUGUCCUACCCAGAUAUUUGGCGGUGUGGGCUUUGCUUGUCUGCCAUUGGGACUUAUCUUUUCAUUCUUUCGGCGUCCAAAAGCUGUUAUCACUCGUUCACAGUAUAUUAAGGGUGAGGAAAAAACAAAUGUGGCUCCUAAUGGAGAGCUGGAGACAGAAGCCAAGGUUGUAAAUAUACCAAGUUCAUGCUCCAUGGAGUUUGAUGCCCAAACUAUGAAUGAUUUACCAGAAGUAGAAGUGAUCCGCGCUGGCAAAUCCUGUGGCAAAAUCCUGAAAAAUAUAUGACCAACUCUAGAACAUGAAUCAGGUGUCUACAGGAGGUAUUGUUGCAUUUAUGAGG